Helianthus annuus (common sunflower) is the source of this 588-nucleotide messenger RNA. RefSeq lists its product as uncharacterized. Bases 1 to 588 code for a protein of 195 amino acids. The transcript is spliced from 6 exons. Lineage: Eukaryota; Viridiplantae; Streptophyta; Magnoliopsida; Asterales; Asteraceae. The record is from RefSeq and is a predicted model, not a curated record.
AUGCUGUUAUGCACAACUGUUACUCGUGUGAGAGAUUGGCAACGUGUUGAGUAUGGUUUCAAUUUCAGAGCUUAUGAAGAUAUUCUUCAAGGAGAGGCGUUAAACGCUUUGAGUGUUGAUGUUGCUGGAUCUGUGAUUUCUUGUGGAGAUCUUGAAAUCUUUGAUCGACCUCCAAAGGAGACUAAGAAGAUGAAUUUCGAUAUUGAAGAUUUGGAUGGUAAGGUUUUGCGGUGUACUGUGUGGAAUGGUUAUGCUCUGCAGAUUAAGGACUUCAUUUCUAAAAUCCCACCUCAUGAGCAUGUGAUGGUUGUUAUACAGCAUGGAAAGUGUAAGGAAUGGAAAGGUGAAUAUACUGUUCAAGUUGACAAGUUUGCAACACGAAUUUUCCUGAAUCAAGAAAUUGAUGAAGUUGAUGAGCUAAGGAGGAGGCAUAUAUUGAAGUUUGGACAAGGGAGUAGUUCUACUUCUCAGACGAUACUAUCGUCUCAAAGUAUUUUUCCAUUACAUAAAGAAUUUGUAACUGAAGGUGUGAAGAAACAUGUUGAUGAGAUUAGCGAGAUAGAAGAGGUUUCACUUCUUUGUAUAUAG